Striga asiatica is the source of this 564-nucleotide messenger RNA. Lineage: Eukaryota; Viridiplantae; Streptophyta; Magnoliopsida; Lamiales; Orobanchaceae. The record is from the annotation of a GenBank genome assembly.
AUGAGGGCCACAAAGUUGGGACCUUUUGACGCUGUUCUGGUCACGCAAGGUGAUUUUGUGGGGAACACUGUAAAGAGUAUCUGUAAAUACCGUAGCAUGUUCGUGUUCAUUAGAUAUGUGAAAUUACCAGAAAUUGAUUUGACACGAGGUCAUACAAUAGAAGAUUCGGAGGUUAUUAAUGCGGAUCUCAUCGAAUAUAUACAUACGUUCAUCCCAUCGGAUAUAUUCAACCCCGCAGCACCUCCGAUGGCCACCAAAACAGGAGAGGACGACCACCGGAGGAAGAAAAGCUCCCCAGAGUAUUCCAGACGACCAGCCGCCGCCGGACGUGCCGGUGAUGGAACCCCACGCACCGCCACAACACUGCCCGCACACGGCCUCGCAUGCCCUCGGCGCAACCCAGCGCAGCCAUGCCACGCCCGUGUUCAUCGCGCGCCCCGGGUUCUGUACAUGACCAGCGAACUCCUCGCGCAUCACUCGCAGCGCCCCUGCGUGACUCGCGAGCAGCCAGACAACCCGAGCAGGAUCUGCGAAGCCCUCGCGCAUCCUGCGUUCACGCGGUGA